Molecule: messenger RNA, 2487 nt
Organism: Coregonus clupeaformis (lake whitefish)
Lineage: Eukaryota; Metazoa; Chordata; Actinopteri; Salmoniformes; Salmonidae
Gene: fgl2a
Product: fibrinogen-like 2a
Exons: 3
Coding region: 118-1602 (494 amino acids)
Source: RefSeq, a predicted model, not a curated record
GGCAGGAGGCAGUCUCCUGCGCUCACUCUCCUGCAGGCUUUUCUCUCACACUGCUCUCACUCUCUCUGACUGCGUAGCUGAGAAACACUCACUCACUCACUCACUCAAACACACACUAUGAGGCUGGUCCUGCUGUGUGUUUCUGCCUCCACCACUCUUCUGCUGGCAGUCCCAUGGAGCUCCGCAGCAGACCCAGGAGACGGAGCCCAGAGAUGGGAUAAGGUCCAGGAUAAGCCUGCUACAGGAGGGGGUUCAGGGGGCUGCCCUGUGAGGAUGAAGCCUUCUGGCCAGUGUGGAGAAGAGGACGACUGCCCCUAUCAGAUCACCCUGCCUCCACUGACUAUCCAGCUGCCCAAGCAGUUCAGGAUGCUGGAGAAGACCAUGAAGGAGCUGCAGAGCCUGAAGGAGACGGUGAACCGGUUGAAGAGGGACUGCCUGGAGUGCCGGCAGCAGGCUGACCAGAGCCUGCAGAGGGACAGCGGGGAGGCAGCAGGGGGUCCCGGUACGGGGAUGGGACCAGGGUUUCUGGAGCUACAGUCUGGAACCAGUAAGGAGGAACGAGGAGAUGGGGGAACCAACACAGGACCUGAUGGGGAUGGCCAAGACACUGGAACCGGCAUUGGCACUAGCACCGGUUCUGGUACUGGCAAAGGAAGUGGCUCUACCGGCGGUUCUGUGUUUGAGAUGCAGGUGAAGAUGAACAGGAUGUCCAACAGCCUGCGUAACGCACGGGGCCAGAUCACGGCUCUGCAGGGCCGUCUGGAGGAGCUGAGCCUCAUCAACAUGAGGAACGUGGAGGCCAUGGUGGAGAGCAAGGUGGAGAACAUCACUGGAGUGGUCAACAAGCUCAGCAACACCUGCAACAGCCAGUGUGCCGUCCAGACCUCUCCUCAGUUCAUCAUCGCGCCCAAGGACUGCUCUGACUACAACAUGCUAAAGGAGAGGAAGAACGGCGUCUACCGGGUCACGCCCGACCCCAGGAACGGCACGUUCGAGGUCUACUGCGACAUGGAGUCGUUCGGCGGUGGCUGGACCCUGGUGCAGCAGCGCCUCAAUGGCACCGUCAGCUUCAACCGCUCCUGGGCUGAGUACAAGAGGGGCUUUGGUAACCCACGGGGAGAGUUCUGGUUGGGCAACGACCGCAUCCACCUCCUGACCAAGGCCAAGGACAUGGUGCUGCGCAUCGAACUGGAGGACUUCCAAGGGGUGCGGGAGUAUGCCAAGUUCGACCAGUUCUACGUGGCCAACGAGUUCCUGAGGUAUCGCUUAUCCAUCAGCGGGUACAGUGGCACGGCCGGCAAUGCGCUGCACAUGAACGAGCAGUUCAACCACGACCAGAAGUUCUUCACCACACCAGAUAGGGACAACGACAUGUACCCGUCAGGGAACUGCGGGGCGUACUACAGCUCGGGGUGGUGGUUUGACGCCUGCAUGUCAGCCAAUCUCAAUGGGAAAUACUACCACAAGAGAUACAAGGGCGUGAGGAACGGCAUCUACUGGGGAACGUGGCACAACAUGUCCAGUGAAGCAUACCCCACCAACUACAGGCAGGCCUUCAAGACGGUCAAAAUGAUGAUACGGCCAAAGAACUACGUUCCGUAAAGGAAGGCAGCAUGAGAUCGGAAACGACCGGAAAGAUCAGAAAGACUUUCUUCUUCUUAACUCUCUGCUCCUUUGACCUUUCUGCCUCCCACUGUCAAGUUUAACCACAUGGUUCAGAGACGGUCUGAGACACUUCGGUUCACGGUAAUAAAACAGCAAUGAAUUCUUCAAAGUUACCAGUUUCACCGCUGUAAACAAGGUUGGAAAAGACUCCACCGAAGACAAAUGUAUGAUAUCACAGUCAUAGUAAAUGUCAGACAUGUCUGGCUAUCGAUUAAACAACAUAAUAUGGAACAUGUGCUACUGAACUAAUAACAGCAACAAAAUGGCGUCAGAUAUGUUUGCUUUGUGCAGAAUAAUUGCAUUGGUUGACUGCAGGCACUGCAACUGUUUCCAGACAUCUGUAUAUCCCAAGCGUUUCCUGUAUAAUACUGCCACCUAGCUUUAUAUCAUAACAUUGCAUCCUCAUCUAGACAGGCUGAGCAGCAUUGGAAAACAAAAGUCCCCAAGAUCAAGGAGGAAAUGUACAGUAUUUAUUUUUGGAAGUAUGAUAGCUUUUAUAUAACUAAUAUAUGGACUGUAUUUUCAUGCAGUACACAGUGAUUGCCUAAGAUAAGUACCCCAAAAAAGUAUUGUAUUCUGAAUAAAAAGCAUUGUAUUGGGGUUGGGAAGUUGACCACAGAGAAGUUUAAAACUAGAAUAUGGAUUAUUUGGACUUGUAUGAAACGGUUUAAAGUGUAGGCCUAUUUGAAUAGAAUAAUUGAUUAUGUAGCUUGACAUUUAGAACUGUAUUUACAUUAGACCUGUUUUAUUCACCUUCCAUUGUCCUAUUCAAAAAAGUAUUUACUUUUUAUAUAAAAACACGAAUAAAGUUUUUACAGAUUU